UACUGCGCAGACUCGCCCUCGCCUGUGCUCCUAAGAAGUGGGUAGCGGCUUAAGAAUGGAUUAGGCGAAGAAGUGCUUUUGUGUGGGUGCAGAUCCCUUAAGUGAAAUACAUUUGUUGAAAGGCUGAAAACUAAGGCUGUCUAGGAAAACCGAGAUAUAAGUAGUUCCGGAAGCUGGUUGAGAGGAAGGAUCUGAAAAAUGGCUGAUAAUCUGGAUGAAUUUAUUGAAGAGCGAAAAGCCAAACUGGCCAAAGACAAAGCAGAAUUAGAAAGUGAUCCACCUUACAUGGAAAUGAAGGGAAAGGCACCAGAGACGCUUUCUGAAAACAGUAAAAUAUUAAUCUCUAUGGCUAAGGAAAACAUACCACCAAACAGUCAACAACCUAGGGGUUCCUUAGGAAUUGAGUAUGGAUUAAGUUUACCCCUUGGAGAAGAUUAUGAACGAAAGAAACAUAAACUAAAAGAAGAACUGCGACAAGAUUACAGGCGCUAUCUUACUCAGGGACUUGCACAAGCAAAAAGAAAGAAAAAUUUUCUAUCCACGGGUGAAACAGAUCCAUCUACUCUGGGAGUUUCUCUUCCUAUUGGUGAGAGGUUAUCUGCCAAGGAAAGGUUGAAACUUGAACGCAACAAAGAAUACAAUCAGUUUCUCAGGGAUAAGGAAGAAUCCAGUGAAAAGUUCAGACAGGUAGAAAAGAGUACUGAGCACAAGAAUCAAAGAAAUAAAAAAUCUGUUAGUCAAAUUAAGACUGACUUACCUUCACAAAUAGAAACAUCUUGUGAAAAUUUAGAGCGUCCUAGGAGAGACAACCUAACUCCUUCAGAUGCAUAUGAAGAGCUUCUUAACCAAAGACGACUAGAAGAGGACCGGUAUCGACGACUAGAUGAUGAAAUAGAAUUAAGAAAUAGAAGGAUUACUAAGAAGGCGAAUGAAGACGUGGGGAUUUCUGAUACAAAACAUCAAAGGUUUGUCAGCCAGACCGGCAUUCCAGAUAGAAGAUUUUCCAGGUUUAAUGAAGAUCGUGCUUUUCACAGACACUAUUAUAGGCCAGAUCAAGAUCCUGAAGUAAAAGAAGAAAUGGAUGAGAGGUUUAGAUAUGAAAGUGAUUUUGAUAGAAGACUUUUGAGAGUGUACACAAAUGACAGGAUACAUGGGAACAGACGAGGGACUGUGCCUCCUAACGAGUAUGAUGAUGAUGUCACAGAACAAUCAAAUACACGAAUUUCAUCUGCUGGAGAUAAAAGUGCUCAAGACAAUGAACCAUCAAAGUCUGCUAAUCGGGACAUCUGUAGAAAAAAAAAAAUGCUCUUUGGAGGUGAAGAUCGAGAGCUAAUUCAGAGAAGGAAAGAGAAAUAUAGACAAGAACUAUUGGAACAAAUGGCUGAGCAACAGAAGAACAAGAGACGAGAAAAAGCUUUAGAACUCAGGGUUGCAGCUUCUGGAGCACAAGACCCUGAGAAAUCGCCUGAUAGAUUAAAGCAGUUUAGUGUGGCACCAAGGCAUUGUGAAGAGAUGAUACCACCUGAAAGACCCAGAGUAGCUUUCCAGACACCUCUCCCUCCUCUAUCUGCCCCAUCUGUCCCACCCAUCCCAUCAGCUCACUCCAUCCCUCUUCAAAGUGAAGAUUUGCACAGUGGACUCAACAGCACCCUUGGUGAACUGGUGCCUCCCAGGAUUGCACCUCUGCCUCCUCCUCCCCUACUACCACCUUUGGCUGCUAACUAUCGAACUCCUUAUGAUGAUGCAUACUAUUUUUAUGGUGCCAGAAAUACUUUGGAUCCCAGUCUUGCUUAUUAUGGCUCAGGAAUGAUGGGAGUACAGCCUGCGGCCUAUGUUACUGCUCCUGUAACCCACCAGCUACCACACCCUAUUGUGAAUACAAUUGGACAGAAUGAGCUGAAAAUUACAAGUGAUCGAGCGAUAAAUUCAGGAUUAUUUUUUGAAGAUAAACCAAAACCUUCAAAACAGUCACUUCAGUCUUACCAAGAAGCUUUGCAGCAGCAGAUUCGGGAACGAGAAGAAAGAAGGAAGAAAGAACGAGAAGAAAAAGAAGAAUAUGAAGCGAAAUUGGAAGCUGAAAUGAAAAGUUAUAACCCCUGGGGGAAAGGUGGAGGUGGUGCUCCUCUCAGAGAUGCCAAAGGAAAUCUGAUAACUGAUUUGAAUAGGAUGCACAGACAAAAUGUAGAUGCCUACCAUAACCCAGAUGCAAGAACAUAUGAAGAUAAAAGGGCUGUUGUAUCUCUAGACAGAAAUUUAGCCACUUCAAAUGCUGAGAACCUAGAAGAUUCUGCAAAUAAAAACUCAGGUCACAUGCAAACACAGAGCUCUCCUUUUGCUCGUGGAAAUAUAUUUGGUGAGCCUCCAACUGAACUUCAGAUUAAACAGCAAGAAUUAUACAAGAAUUUUCUUCGUUUUCAGAUUGAAGAAAAAAAACAAAGAGAGGAAGCAGAGCGAGAGAAACUAAGAAUUGCAGAAGAAAAAGAAGAAAAACGGCUUGCAGAACAGAGAGCAAGAAUUCAGCAAGAGUAUGAAGAGGAACAGGAAAAGAAAAGGGAAAAAGAAGAGGAGCAAAGGCUAAAAAACGAAGAGCUUAUUCGAUUAGCCGAAGAAAGACGAAAAGAAGCAGAAAGAAAGAAGAAAGAAGAAGAAGAAAAACACAACCUGCAACUUCAGCAUUACUAUGAAAGAGAAAAUAAGAUUGGGGAAGAAACAAAGCACUUGAGACAGCCUUCUCCUGUAGUUCCUGCUCUUCAGAACAAAAUGGCCAGCAAGCUCCAAAGACCUCCUUCAGUUGACAGCAUCAUAAAUUCCUUUAUUCAUGAAAGUUCCAUGUCCAGGGCACAAUCUCCUCCAGUACCUGCCAGGAAAAAUCAGCUACGUGCAGAAGAGGAGAAAAAAAAUGUAAUUAUGGAAUUAUCAGAAAUGAGAAAACAGCUGCGUAGUGAAGAGAGACGUCUGCAGGGGCGGUUGCUACACAUGGACAGUGAUGACGAAAUUCAUAUAAGGAAAAGAGAAAGGAAUCCCAUGGAUAUAUUUGACAUGGCUAGACAUCGACUGCAAGCUCCUGUCAGAAGACAGUCACCCAAGGGCUUAGAUGCUACCACUUUCCAGAAUAUUCAUGAUUUUAAUGAGCUGAAAGAUAGAGAUUCAGAAACACGAGUUGACCUGAAAUUUAUGUACCCAGAUCCUCCAAGAGAUCAUCACACCUUAGAGAUUCAGCAGCAGGCCCUGCUAAGAGAGCAGCAGAAGAAGCUGAAUAGAAUGAAAAUGCAGGAAGGUGCCAAAGUUGACUUAGACGCUGUUCCACAUGCUAAAGUUCGAGAACGCAGAAUGCUCAGAGAUGAAACCAAUGAUUUCUUGAAAAACUCAUUGCUGGAAUCUGAUAGUGCUUUUAUUGGUGCUUAUGGUGAGACAUAUCCUGCCAUCGAAGAUGAUGCUGUUCUUCCACCAUCACAGCUGCCUUCUGCAAGGGAGCGCAGGAGGAACAAAUUGAAAGGAAAGGACAUGGAUAACAGCCGUCCUAAUGUGCCACCAGAUGGUCUCUCUUUAAAAUCCGUAUCCAGUGUAAACAUUGAUCAAGUUAGGAUGAAAAAUGAAGAACGAAUGCGAAGACUGAAUGAACUUCACAAUAAACCAGUUAAUACAGAUGAUGAGAUUUCACUGGUUGACCCUGAUGAUAUCAUAAAACACACGGGUGACGAUGGAUCAAACUCUGUAGCAACUGAGCCUUGGCUCCGCCCUGGCACCUCAGAAACGCUGAAACGUUUCAUGGCCGAGCAGCUAAACCAGGAGCAGCAGCAGGUUCCAGGAAAACCAGGCACUUUCACUUGGCAGGGCCUGUCUACUGCACAUGGUUAAAAUAAACCUGUAUUGGACCCAGUAGUGCCUUUUAAGGUGAAAGGAAUGUUAAGUCAGUACCUUUUCUAACAUGUCCUACCUGAAAGCUCAUUACUUAUACUCCAUCUGUAUAUAUAGUGUAUUUUUCCAUGAUGUAUAUAAUGUAUAGUAUGUACAUAAAUAAAAGACCAUUACUGAUUUAUAUAAUAGAAUUGUAUAAAAUUAUUUUUGAAGUUCUGUCAUAAACUAGGGUGGUGAUGAAUAACCUCUUGGAUUCAACUACCAUAUGUGCAUUAUUUCAAUUCAUCAUUAAGGUGAAUUAAAC
Tupaia belangeri chinensis (Chinese tree shrew) is the source of this 4162-nucleotide messenger RNA. It is a transcript of the gene CSPP1, whose product is annotated as centrosome and spindle pole associated protein 1. NCBI's taxonomy places the organism in Eukaryota, Metazoa, Chordata, Mammalia, Scandentia, Tupaiidae. The coding region runs from base 199 to 3858 and encodes 1219 amino acids. The transcript has 31 exons. Gene Ontology annotation, biological process: positive regulation of cytokinesis. Gene Ontology annotation, cellular component: spindle pole; centrosome; microtubule. The record is from RefSeq and is a predicted model, not a curated record.